AUGGCCGGCACACGCAUCGCGGAUGCGCCGCAGCCGGCGGCGCUCUCCUGGCAGAGCCUCGCGGAGAGCGGGCGGCUCGCCCGCGCGCUUGACAGGGAGAGCGCAGACGCCCCGCACGUCCGAAAGCUCCGCCUCACCCUCGAGCCCAAAGCUGAGCCGCACACGCUGCGGCUCAAAAUGCCGUGCGACUGCGGGAGCUGCAUCGUCAAGGCUCAGAUGAAGGCGGGCGCCUCCUGCCUGGUGCUGGUCUGGAACGAGGAGAAGCAGAAGUGCUCGCUCCGCCUCAACGAGCUCGCGGACGCCGCGCCAAGCGAGGGGCCGCCUGCGCCCGCCGCCGGCGUUGCGGCUGCAGAGGCGGACACUCAAGCGGCGGCAAGCACUGCCACUGCCGAGGCGGUGGGCGGCGAGGGCGGCGGGGACGGCGUGAGCGGCAAGGUCGGCGAGGGCGGCGACGGCGGCGAGGGCGGCGACGGCGGCGACGGCGGCGACGGCGGCGACGGCGGCGCGGGCGGUGGGGGCGGCGACGGCAGCGAGGGCGAGGGCGGCGACGAGGAGGCCGGCGGUGGCGGAGGCGGCGGCGGCAGCGGUGGCAGUGGCGAGGCUGCGCUGCCGGGAAGCAGCGCAGCGUGUCCGAUGGAGCUGGACAGCGACGACGAGCCGGAGCCGGCGGCUGCUACGGAGCCUGCGGCCUCCGCGGUGGAGAGCGAGCAGAGCCCGCCCCUUAUGGCGCCCGCGGCGGCGGCGGCAGGGGCAGAAGAGCCGGCGCCGCUGGAGGAGGGAGCGGCGGCGGCGGCGGAUGAGGCAGAGGCGCCAGUGGCGGUCGCGGAGGGCUUGCGUCUGCAUUGGUCGAGCAGCAACCCAAGCGGCUACAAGGGGGUGCGCAAGGACUCGCGAACCGGCCGCCUCAGCUUCUACGCGCAGCACAGUGUGCGCGGAAGAAAUGUCGCACUCGGCCGCUUCGACACGGCGGUGGAGGCGGCGGUGGCGUACGCGCGGGCGGUCGGCGAGUACCAGCCUCCGGCUCAUCCUCCUCCGACGGUGGCGACAGAGGCGGAGGGAUUGCGGCUGCACCUCUCUAGCAGCAGCGUCACCGGCUACUUGGGCGUGCACGAGCACCAUGUCGGCUGGGGCGACGCGGAGGCGGCGCAGGUGGCGGAGGUCCUCGCGAGCGGGGCAGCGCCGCGGCUCGAGAGGCUCGCUCUCAUCGGCAACAAGAUUGGCGACGAGGCGCCGCGGCUCGAGAACCUCGAACUCACCGGCAACAAGAUUAGUGACGAGGGCUGCAAGGCGCUUGCCGCCGCCCUCGGCACGGAGGGGGCAGCGCCGCGGCUCGAGAGGCUCGAGCUCUGGGGCAACAAGAUUGGCGACGAGGGCUGGAAGGCGCUGGCCGCCGCCCUCAAGGAGGAGGCCGCCCCGAGCUUGAAGGCGCGAGACGCCCCCCUCGCCACACGCCCCGCCCAAUGCUCAUCGAACCUCCCUCGCGUGCAGGUGCUCGUCGUGGACAACAAGGAGCAGCCUGAGCUGGUGGCAGUGUGCGAGGAGCGCGGCAUCGUCUUCUGCUGA
Molecule: messenger RNA, 1563 nt
Organism: Emiliania huxleyi CCMP1516
Lineage: Eukaryota; Haptophyta; Isochrysidales; Noelaerhabdaceae
Exons: 2
Coding region: 1-1563 (520 amino acids)
Biological process (GO): activation of GTPase activity; nucleocytoplasmic transport; regulation of DNA-templated transcription
Cellular component (GO): perinuclear region of cytoplasm; cytosol; nucleus
Molecular function (GO): DNA binding; GTPase activator activity; DNA-binding transcription factor activity
Source: RefSeq, a predicted model, not a curated record